Molecule: messenger RNA, 953 nt
Organism: Oncorhynchus kisutch (coho salmon)
Lineage: Eukaryota; Metazoa; Chordata; Actinopteri; Salmoniformes; Salmonidae
Gene: tmem17
Product: transmembrane protein 17
Exons: 5
Coding region: 146-721 (191 amino acids)
Biological process (GO): non-motile cilium assembly
Cellular component (GO): ciliary transition zone
Source: RefSeq, a predicted model, not a curated record
CGAUGAAAGCAGGCACAUUUGGGUCGCGAGAUUUUGGGCAGAACGCGAGAUUUUCUAUGUGACCAAGGGAACCGUGUUUUGUUGCUGGCAGGCAUGACUUUCUAAACCGCUGUCUUGCUAGCACAGGAGCAUCUUUGCAAUUCGCAUGGAGCUUCCAGAACCGAUCAGAAGACGUUUAGGACACUUUUCCAGAACUGUGUUUGUUGAUCAGAGUCGUACUCAACCAUCUCCCGAAGAUCAUGUCGCGUUUUUGGGGCACAACAGUGAGGUUGUCUCCAGCCUGCCUCUCCAGAUGUCACUGUUCUUCAACAUGUGUUUUUUCCCACUGUGGUGGAUCAGCGAGGUGGUGAUGCUGCACCUCAAGUAUCCAGCCCUUCCUGACUACUAUAAGUUCAUCCUCAUCACCAUCCUCAUCCUGAUGACUCUUGUAGAGGCUAUCCGACUCUACCUAGGCUAUGCAGGAAAUUUGCAAGAGAAGGUCCCUGAGCUGGCUGGUUUCUGGCUCCUGAGUCUCCUGCUGCAGUUUCCUUUGAUUCUGUUUCAGCUCUUCAACCAAGCCAUUCUGAUCCAACCUCUGGAGAGAGGGGUUCACUUCAUUCUAGCCCUGUUCAUACUCACACAGGCUCUCUCUGGCUUUGUAGCUCUACGUGGGAUGGUCAGACACACAGAGAGCCACUUCCACCUCAGACAGUUUGAUGGGGUUCAGGAGCUGAGGGCCUGACUGCUCUGCUGAGUUGACAUGCAGAGACAGAGGUACUCGGGUGUAAAUCUCCUAUUGAUGUUGAUUAUGAGAAAUUUGAGUUGCUUAAGUGUAUCUCAAGUUAGAAUUCAGCUUUGUGUUUUCAGUGGACCAUGUUCAGACAUUAACACAAUGUGUUUUGUGCCUUGAGUGAUCAUUUUUGGGGGUUGUUGUACAGAUGUGAAGACAAUAAAGGUUUGGGUUUUUAGACGUA